GUCCGGAAGUUCGGCACCAAACUGCUGCAGCUGCUGGCCGAGUGGACGGAGACCUUCCCGCGGGACUUCCAGGAGGAGUCGGCCAUCGGGCACCUGAAGGACGUGGCGGGCCGCAUCGCCCCCUGCGACGAGGCAUACCGGAAGCGGAUGCAGCAGCUCCUGCAGGCUCUGCACCAGAGGCUGGCGGCCCUGGGCCAGGGGCCGGAAGGUCUGGUGGGCGCCAACAAGCCCAUCUCCUACAGGACCAAGCCGCCAGCCGCCAUCCACCGGGAGCUCCUCGGUGUCUGUAGUGACCCCUACACGCUGGCGCAGCAGCUGACGCACGUGGAGCUGGAGCGGCUGCGGCACGUCGGGCCUGAGGAGUUCGUCCAGGCUUUCGGGAACAAGGAUCGGCUGGCCGGCUCGAAGCCAUGUUUCGGUGACAAGACUAACAGCCUGGAGGCUUACGUGCAGUGGUUUAACAGACUGUGUUACCUCGUGGCAACUGAGAUCUGCAUGCCAGCCAAGAAGAAGCAGAGGGCCCAGGUGAUCGAGUUCUUCAUCGACGUGGCCCGAGAGUGCUUCAACAUCGGCAACUUCAACUCUCUGAUGGCCAUCAUCUCCGGCAUGAACACGAGCCCUGUCUCCAGGCUGAGGAAGACCUGGGCCAAAGUGAAGACGGCCAAGUUUUUCAUCCUCGAGCACCAGAUGGACCCAACGGGGAACUUCUGCAACUACAGGACGGCCCUGCGAAGGGCAGCCCACCGCUCCCUGACCGCCCACAGCAGCAGGGAGAAGGUCGUCAUUCCCUUCUUCAGCUUGCUCAUCAAAGACGUCUACUUCCUCCACGAGGGCUGCACCAGCCGGCUCCCCAACGGACACGUCAACUUCGAGAAAUUUCUGGAGCUGGCCAAGCAGGUUGGAGAGUUUAUCACAUGGAAACAAGUGGAGUGUCCCUUCGAGCAAGACCCCAGCAUCACCCACUACCUGUACACCGCCCCCGUCUUCAGCGAGGACGGUCUUUAUCUGGCUUCUUACGAAAGCGAGAGCCCAGAGAACCAAACAGAAAAGGAGAGGUGGAAAUCUCUAAGAUCGUCUGUUCUGGGGAAGACCUGA
This is a messenger RNA of Propithecus coquereli (Coquerel's sifaka), 1095 nucleotides long. RefSeq names its product ras-GEF domain-containing family member 1C. Gene Ontology annotation, cellular component: plasma membrane. The transcript is spliced from 11 exons. Bases 148 to 1095 code for a protein of 315 amino acids. Gene Ontology annotation, biological process: Ras protein signal transduction; positive regulation of GTPase activity. The record is from RefSeq and is a predicted model, not a curated record. Gene Ontology annotation, molecular function: guanyl-nucleotide exchange factor activity. NCBI's taxonomy places the organism in Eukaryota, Metazoa, Chordata, Mammalia, Primates, Indriidae.